Papilio xuthus (Asian swallowtail) is the source of this 423-nucleotide messenger RNA. RefSeq lists its product as uncharacterized. NCBI's taxonomy places the organism in Eukaryota, Metazoa, Arthropoda, Insecta, Lepidoptera, Papilionidae. The record is from RefSeq and is a predicted model, not a curated record. The transcript is spliced from 2 exons. Bases 1 to 423 code for a protein of 140 amino acids.
AUGAUAAAAACAGUGUUGUUAGUAUUUGUAAUUAUUGGAUUUUGUUAUUGUCUGGAAACCAAUGAUUUACUAAUAGAAGAAACAAGAGCUAAGAAGAAGAAAGGCUCCGCUAAACUCUUAGGUAUGAUCCUCCUGUUCAUCUUCUCAAAGGUAGCGAUAUUCAAAGCUGCGUCCGUCUUCUUCAUGAUGGCGUUCUUCCAGAAGCUCUUUUAUCUGUUCGGUCUUUUCGUCAACUAUUUCCUAAAGAAUAAGUCGAAUAAGCCCUCUCCAGCCCCCGUGUAUGGCGCACCAUCAGAUUACAAUACUGUUGGGUACAGUUACGGUCCUCCGGAACAUGAGGCUCAUCACCAGGAAUCUGGUUAUCCUGGAAUAUCGGAAAUCGGAGGAGCGUUUGACUGGCUCGUGCAUAAGAACGUUAAGUGA